AUGCACACCCAGAGAACGGACGCUUCCACUUCUACAGAUGAUGAUAUAAAGGAGCGUCCGCUCUGCCUGUUCUACUUCACGCACCCGUUCGGCGUGCUGUCUCCGGAGCCGCCCACGGUGGCCGCGGCGCCCGCCCACAUAGCACGCGCCUUCAUCAACAUGCAGCCCGUGUCGCCGUUCCACUUCUGGAGUUCCUCCACCAACGAGUCGUACAACACGGCCACCAGCGUCACCAGCGUCACCAGUGUCUCCACCGUACCCAGCGCCUCCACUUCCAAGCUCAAAUAUGACCUCGGCAAAACCACGGUCCACAAGAACCCGGUUAACCUCGUUAGUGUUGCGAGGACUCGCAAGUGCACGAUCGGUUUCGGACCUGGACGAGAUGCGGUGUCGUCCUCAUUAUUUUCCAGUGACAUUUGGAUUAGCUCGAGUUCAAGUUCAAAGAGUUACGAAUACACUCGGCGCAUUAUACCGUACCAUAGAAUCCUGCCGCCGUUGCAGCUGCCGCCCCCGAGGGACGCGUCCUCGUGGGACAGUUCCGACGACAACCUGUGGCCCGUCAAGUGUGUGAACCGUGAAAAGUUUUCCUUGCCCCCAAUAGAACUGCCAGUGUCCGGUGGCAGCGAGGACGUGCAGACUAAUGACGUGCGGGUGGUAGAUUUUGUGCCUACUGUGGACGGCGACAGUGUCAGUGAGCGAGUGCGGUGCGGGAGGAGGCUGGGCGUGAAAAAACACAAGAAGCGGGUACAACUGAGCGGCGUGCGGCGGAUGGUCACCUGCCUGAUGCGGAGAACUGUCAGAGGUGGUAGCGGCGAGUGUUCUCCGGCGCUGCUGGACGCGCUUGCCAUCAUCAGAGACGCGUGGCCGGAGCCGCGCUCACUGCUGCAUCGCUGCUUUGGCAGCGUGUCGCACACGUCCGGAGCGCGGCGACAGUUGAAGGCCGGCGAGGGCGAGGGCGAGCCGAGCGGGCGCGGC
Molecule: messenger RNA, 975 nt
Organism: Achroia grisella
Lineage: Eukaryota; Metazoa; Arthropoda; Insecta; Lepidoptera; Pyralidae
Exons: 4
Source: RefSeq, a predicted model, not a curated record